Messenger RNA from Rhizophagus irregularis DAOM 181602=DAOM 197198, 645 nucleotides. NCBI's taxonomy places the organism in Eukaryota, Fungi, Glomeromycota, Glomeromycetes, Glomerales, Glomeraceae. The record is from RefSeq and is a predicted model, not a curated record.
UUGGGAGAUUAGACUGAGGUGAUGAUUUUACGUUACGGAUGCUCCUUCUUCAUCAUUUUUAGAAAAAUCAAUCGGAUCUAUACUAGUAGUAUAUUCAAAUGUUUUGGUUUCAUAUUCAUAUUCUGGCUCAGUGCUUUUUUCUUUUGAAUCUGUUGGGGAAUCAUAUUGAGGUAAUGGUUUCACAUCAACAAAAUCAUCAUUUGUUACGGAUGUUCUUCGUCAUUUUUAGAAAAAUCAAUUGGAGCUAUACUAGUAGUAUAUUCAAAUGGUUCGAUUUCGAUUUUGAUUUCAGUUCAGUUUUGCAUUUGUAUUGAAGACUUUUAUACUUUUCCUUUUAAUGGGUGUUCCUUUAAUAAUAUCAGGUCUUCUACCACCAAUAAUUUGAAGUGCAAGAUCCUUAUCAUGAGAAUCACCUAAAAAUGGAAGUUAAUUCCCACAUUAUCAUACUUAAGCUAUAAACUUCAGAUUGCUUUGUAUAUGGCUUAUUCAGGAGCAAUAUAAGGCAAAACCCCUUAGAUGUCUUCCUGAACUAUUGUUGAGUCAAUAGGUUUACAAAAUCCAAAAUCACUUAUUAAAAUUCUUCUAUCUUCAUUUACCAAAAAUAUUUCAUUUCGUGAAGGCUUUCGAAAUAUUUAUAAGAAUCUC